AAAAUUAUUUGCUCUCCUAUGUAUAAGGAUCUUGAUAUCAAUGAAUUAGAAAAGAUAAAAAAGGAAGAGGCUAUGCUUUCUCUGAAAAAAGCUACAACUAAUAUGAAAGUAUUUUAUUUUAUUAAUUUUAUUAGGAGCGUUUUGGAUAAUCUAAUUAAGACAUUUUAGAGGAAGAGUUUAAAUCGAAAACUGUAGGUUUAGUCACAAGAGAAGAAUUCAAAAGAAAAAGAGAGAAUAUUGAUAGAAUUUAUGUUUAAGAUCUUUAAAAAAAAUAAGAAGAAGAAGAAAGAAAAAAGUUAGAAUAAAAAUUAAAGAGAAAAUCAGAAUAUAAAUUAAAGACUUCAUUGUUAAGUUUUGAUUUAGAAUAAUAAGAACUUGAUGAUAAAAAAAAUUAUGGAAAAGAUAACAGCGUUGAUACUUUAUAUCUUCCAGAUAUGAAUAGAGAAAAAAAGAUUGAAGAAUUAACGAAAUAAUUUACAGGUAUUAUUGUUGAAUUUGAUUAGGCUUUAGAAGAAUAUGAAAAGAAUAUGGAAUUAUAAAGGGAGUAACUUAUAGAUAUUAAAUUUAAAUAUUGGGAUGCAUAAACUUGUACAAGAACUUUAAGAAUAAGAAAAAAGACUACAAUAAAAGAAUUUUUAGAAUUAGCUAGAAGAGAGAUUAUUAGAGAUUUUGGAUUUGUAAUGACAUUAUUAUUAUGUAGUUAACUGAGUUUAGUCCUGAUGAUCUACUUCUUGUAGCUAAUACAAUGAUUUUGCCUCAUAAAUUAUGUUUUCAUGAUAUAAUUGCUUAUAAGGUUAAAAAUCGAUCAGGAGAUCCAAUAUUUUAAUUUGAAUAAAGAAAGGUAUUCGAAAUUUGAUUAAUAUGAUUUAUAUAGGUUCAAGCUAGAGGUAAAGAAUAUGAAGUUGAAGUUGAAAACAAAACAACAUGUAGAAUAAUAGAAAAAUUUAGAUAUGAAAAAAUUAAACACAUAUAUCCUUGUUCAAAAUGGGAGGUUGUUGAUAUUAAUAAGUACUAAUGA
Paramecium sonneborni is the source of this 1018-nucleotide messenger RNA. NCBI's taxonomy places the organism in Eukaryota, Ciliophora, Oligohymenophorea, Peniculida, Parameciidae. The record is from the annotation of a GenBank genome assembly.